Naegleria gruberi is the source of this 3195-nucleotide messenger RNA. RefSeq lists its product as uncharacterized. The coding region runs from base 1 to 3195 and encodes 1064 amino acids. The transcript is spliced from 3 exons. Gene Ontology annotation, molecular function: protein binding. The record is from RefSeq and is a predicted model, not a curated record. Lineage: Eukaryota; Heterolobosea; Eutetramitea; Acrasida; Naegleriidae.
AUGUUUGGCAAAUUUUUCGGAAGCAAGAAUAAAGCCGUUGAUGAUGAACUUUCACAACUCGAAUCAACUCCAAGCAAUGAUAAAAAAGUUGUCGUGGAUCCGAAAAAUUCUGCCUCUCUGAUUGGAAGCAUUCCAAAGAGUUUGCACUUUCUGGAUCUUGAUCAAUUUACCAGCGUGAAAUUGGCAACAGGAGAAUAUUCUGAUAAAGCAUCAACGUUAUUGCCAUUAGUUUCACAUCGGGUGCAAUGUCAUGUGACCUAUCCGAUUGUUCAGGUGGUUUCUACCAUGACAUUUUGUAAUCAAAAUCAGAAAACUAUUGAAGGAGAAUUGUUGUUACCAAUGCCUGAUGGUGCUACUUUGAUAGGUUAUGCAAUGGAAGUUGAUGGUCAAUUGAUUGAUGCUGUCCCAGUUCCAAAAGAAAAGGCAAAGGAAGUUUUUGAAGCUGAAGUUAGAGCUGGAAAUAAGGUGUCAAUGGUUGAGAAGGUUUCUCAAUCCAAUUCAUUCAAAACUCGUGUUUAUCCAUUGCCUUAUAAUAAGGAUAAGACUAUUCAAGUCAAAUAUCAAAUGAUGUUGAAUGAAAUUAUUGAAAAGAGUAAUGAUUCACAAAAGGGAAAGAUUAGAGGAAGUGCUUGGGUUCCAAUGUCAUACUUGAAUUUUGGUGCAUUGAGAGAUGAUACCAAGAUUGAAUUUACACUCAAUCAAACUUCAUUACAAGGAUUUGAAACUGAAGUGUUGAUGGGUGUUGCCAAUGCUGAAACCCAAUCAGUUGAAGAUAAACUGUUGUGGACAAGUAAGAAUGCCAGCUCAAGAACAGGAUAUUUCGAAUUGAAAAAGUCAGAACUCAAUGAAAAUAUGACCGGAUUUAAAUUGGCUGUUACAAAACAAUCAGAAGAUGUUAGGGAUAUUUUAUUAGCUUCUGAAAAUGGCUAUUUCAUGACAUCUAUUCCAGUUCCUCAAUUAUCUACAGAAUUGAGAGAAAUGAGUAGAAUUGGAAGCAAAAUUCAAAUUGUUUGGGAUUGUUCCAAUAGUAACCAGUCACUACAUGAAAAGAACUUGAAGACCUUGAAGGUGAUCCUUGAAGGUAUUGCUCCAACUUCAAUUUCAUUAUCUGCUUUCAGUGCUGAUGUUAUUCAAUCUGUGGAUUUUACAUCUGUUGCAGAAGUUUUGAAAUUUGUCAAAGAUGAACUAUAUUAUGAUGGUGGUUCCAACAUGUUACUAUUUGAUAAGGAUUUGCUUAACAAGUCAGUUGAUUAUUGUAUUGCCUUUACUGAUGGUGUUCAUACAUUUGGACAUGAGAUUAGUCCAUUGGCAAACUUUGAGAAACCAAUUUAUUUUGUCACUUGCGGAAAUAUUGUCAAUUCACCUCUUCUUAAACAUAUUGCUACAAAGAGCGGAGGUGUUUAUUUGAAUUCCAAUGAAUUAACUGAGGUUGACUUAGUCAAGUCAAUUGGAAAACCAGUUCUCUCAUUUGCUGUUGCUGAUUUUGAAGAUUCUGAUCUGGAAGAGGUGUAUCCAAAUGAACCAGUUAGUCUCAAAGAAGGAGAAGUUUUCAAACUGUUUGGUAAAUUCAAGAAUAGUGGAAAGGAAAGUGUAAAGAUAGCAGUUUCUUUCAGAUUCGGUUCCUCUAUUUAUCACGUUCAAGAAUUGGAAUUGCCAGUCAAUUUGGAACAAUGUGAAGCUGCUGUUUUGCCAUUACUAUGGGCUCAACAAAAGAUUGAUUCUCUCUCAGCUUUCCCUCAUCUUUUCAAGGAUGAAAUUAAAAAGAUUGGACAAGAUUUUAGAAUUGUCACUGAAGAUUCUACCUUACUCGUUUUGGAAACUUUGGAUCAAUACUUGAAACAUGACAUUGUACCUCCGCAAACUCUUGCAAAUGUUUACAAGCAAUAUUCUGAAAUGAAGAAGAAUGAAAAAGAGUCUGAGGAAAAAAGAGAAAAGGAUAAAAUUGAAAGAAUUCUUUCCAUGUGGAAAGAAAGAGUUAAUUGGCACAAUCGUGAUUUUACUCCAAGAAAUGCAUCACAAAAACAGGACUUGUGUAAAGAUGAAUGUGAGGAAGAGUUUGCUGGUAGUGCUCCUCAAUUUGAACGCUUAGAAUCCGAUGACUUGUGUCUCAGAGAAGAAGCUGCUGAGUUUCGAUCAUGUGGUAAGAAAUCCAAAAAGAAGGGUGGUAUUUCAUUAGGACUCAGCCUCAGCAAGCGAAGAUCUGAGAGUUCAAGUGGAGGUGGUGGAGAAGACAGAAAGAAGGACAAGAAGGAAAAGAAGUCAGAGGCUAAGAGCACAUCUGAAAGUGCCUCUGGAUCAAUCUCAAUCAAGGCAUGGAGUCCUGACGCCAGCUAUUGUAAAGAAAUUGCCAAAUCCUCCAACCCAUAUAAGGAAUAUUUGAAACAAAGAAAGAGUUACAAAGACUCCCCAGCUUUCUAUCUCGAUGUUGCUGAUUAUUUCCUUUCAAGUGUCAAGGAUUUCAAAUUGGGUGUGAGAAUUCUAUCAAAUAUUUGUGAAUUGGAAUUGGAAAAUAUUCAAUUGUAUCGUAUUGUUGCCUACAGAUUGGAUCAAGCCGAUGCAUUAGAAUUAUCUGAGUGGCUAUUCGAAAAAGUGAAAAAGAUUGCACCUCACGAACCUCAAUCUUAUAGAGAUUUGGCUCUGGUGAAGGAAAGAUUAGGAAAAUAUGAAGAGUCUAUGCAAUUAUUCAAUAAGGUCAUUACUGGAAAAUGGGACAUGCGUUUUGAUGAAAUUGAAAUGACAGCUGCCACUGAGAUGAACCAUCUCUUACUCAAACAACCUGAUUUACCAAUUAUUGACCCACGUUUCAUUCAUCACUUUGAUUUAGAUAUUAGAAUAAGCAUGGCAUGGGACACUGACCAAGUAGAUAUUGACUUGCAUGUUCAAGAACCUGCUGAUAAAGGAGGAGAGCACGCAUAUUAUGCCCACAAUAGAACAGCUAUCGGAGGUUAUGUCAGUAGAGAUUUCAGAAAUGGUUACGGACCUGAGGAAUACAUGAUUAAGGUUGCACCAGCAGGAAUUUACAAGGCAACCACAAACUACUUUUCAAAUCAUUCUCAAAACUUGACAGGUGGCACUAGUGUACUGUGUACCUUUUUCUUGAACUACAUGAGACCAAAUGAGCAACGUCAAAUGUCUACCAUCAGAUUAUCUUCACAUAAACAAGAUAUUGUAGUUUGUGAAAUUAAAAUGGAGUAA